Messenger RNA from Pocillopora verrucosa, 1022 nucleotides. The record is from RefSeq and is a predicted model, not a curated record. Lineage: Eukaryota; Metazoa; Cnidaria; Anthozoa; Scleractinia; Pocilloporidae.
GAGAAUCAGAUCGAAAGAGUAGUAUUGUGCGAGUGAUUUAAUAAAAAAACACUAAUUAUGUACAAGAGGAUGAGUCAUGAUGGACAGCAAUCAUCACGAUAAACGCAACAACCAAUCAUUCAAGUCGGCAGUUCUCUUAUUCGCGACAUGAUCAUACAAAUACAGGGUGCAAGAGCUUUCGUUCUGUAGUUGUUAAAAGCUUGAACUGAUCUUGUUAGGUUCCUUCCCCAUCGAAGCUUCACUGUUAGGCUAUCAUGAAGAGUACAAAGGAAGCGAAUCAAGCAGAGAGCUUCCACAAAUCACCCGGUGUAUCAAGCAAGGAAAAGAACAUUUCUCACCCAAAAGAACCACAGAAGCAAAAGCGCAAGAGGAAUUCGUGUCCUUUGUCCUACGUCGAGGUAAUUACUUAUGCUAUUCUCGACUCGCCACGACGGCAAAGAACGCUAUCGGAGAUCUACAGCUUCAUCCAAGAACGCUUUCCUGAAUUCACUGAAAACAGAGCGCGAUGGAAGAACACAGUCCGCCAUAAUCUGUCACUGCAUGAAUGUUUUCAGAGAGGUCAAGUUGCCUAUGAGAAAGGUGGAUGCUACUGGCAGAUACAUCCAAGAUUCUUGGCCGACUUCAUUCGAGGAGAUUUUUCUAAACGCAAGAUACCGCAGCCUCCCUAUCUUUUCGUGAAUGGUGAGUAUAGCUAUCGUAGCGUUCCUGAGCUAGUUUUUCCUUUUCGUUUGUCUGGCCAGUCCUCACCGUUUGAACCACAUAUUGGAAUGUUACACAGCCCCAGCUGGAAUAUGCGACCUCCUUAUGGACAGCUUGGACACUUUUUUUGAACCCUUUGAGUUCCAAGAAAGCCUUGAAUAUACAGAGAGAAACAAACAAACAUCCCUCAAAAAAAUGAGGACGUUAAUUUGUCAUACAAACAGAAUAUUGGGCUUUCCACUGAACUUUUUGUAAUGCAUACAAGUAGAUGUAUUCCUUAGUAGAAUAUAAUUUGGUCAAAAAGAUCAUCUUAAAGGGUUACA